Molecule: messenger RNA, 453 nt
Organism: Acanthosepion pharaonis
Lineage: Eukaryota; Metazoa; Mollusca; Cephalopoda; Sepiida; Sepiidae
Source: the annotation of a GenBank genome assembly
AUGCUUUCUUUCGUUCUUUCUUCUUCUUGUCAUAUUUCUUUCUUUAUUCUGCUGCGUUUUCAUCUCUCUAUGUCUUUCUUCUAUUUUCUUUCUUUCUUUCUUUCUUUCUUUCUUUCUUUCUUUGUACAGUUUUCUUUUCUUUCCUUUUUCUUCAAUUUCCUUUCUUCAGUUUUCUUUUUUCUUUCUUUCUUUUUUUCUUUAAUCUCUUUUUCUUUCUUUUUCCAGUUAUCUUUCUUUUUCAAAUUUUACAUAUUUUUCUUUCUGAUUAUUCUUUCUCCAAAUUACCAUAAUUCUUUCUUUCUCUCUUUCUUUCUUUCUUUCUUUCUUUCUUUCUUUCUUUCUUUCUAUUUUCCCUUCUUUCUUUCUCAUCAUUCCUGCUUAUUUCUUUCUUUCUUUCUCGGUUUAGUCCUUUUUUCGACUAAUAUUCCUCUUUACUCUUUCGUUUCGCCUUGA